AUGCUUGGAGGAAUAGCACGAACUAAAAUCGCCCCAGCGGCCAAACACUGCCCCUCCCUUUUCACAAGAUCAACAAGGGUGAAAACUGAUGCAGUACCUCGAAAAUGCGUCCAGAUCGCAUCACGAAACUUAACCUCGAAAUCCAAAGUACCCCUCAUUUCCACAAGACAAUUUCGAUCAAAUGCAUCAGGUCGAGCAGCUGUGACCGAUCUUCCUAUGUUCCAUGAUGGGCCUAUGCCAGCACCCUACGAACCUCCAAAUACUGCCAAAGUACCUGGAUUACCAGUUUACGAUUCUGCCCUUUCUGACAGGACCGCGUACUGGCAAAAGAUUCCUCGCUGGAAAGAUAUCACUGAAGCUCAAUUCUUGAAAUACAAGUUUCAUACAAUUCAUACCAUAUCCACUAUAAUGCAACUGGAAGUUUUCAUGUUGGAAGUUUUACCACCGGUACUUCGGAGACACCCAGACUUCCCAGGCAUUAUAACCCGAGAAGACUUCAUUGAGGAUGUCAAAGAGGGAAUCAAAUUAGCGCCAAUGUCGAUUCGCCUGCCACCUCAUAUCCUGAGUAUCAUUGAUUGGGAAAAUCCAUUUGAUGAUCCUAUCCGUCGCCAAUUUAUUCCAAUGAAAUCAAGCAAACUAGAGGACCAUCCAAAGGUUGAACUGGACUCGUUGCAUGAGUCGGAUGAUUCUCCCGUAGAAGGCUUCGUUCAUAGGUACUACGACAAAGCCUUAUUCUUAGCAACAUCACAAUGUCCGCUCUACUGUCGCUUUUGUACUCGUUCAUGGUCCAUCGGACCGGACAUGCAAAACGUCAAGAAAACCACCUUUAAACCUCAGCGAAAACGCUGGGAAGAUAUCUUUACUUACAUUGAAGAUACCCCUCAACUCCAAGACAUAGUUGUUUCUGGCGGAGACUGCUACAUUUUAACCGCCGAAAAUAUUCGACUUAUUGGUGAACGUCUCAUCUCAAUUCCCCACAUCAAACGAUUUCGCUUUGCCACAAAAGGCCUAGCUGUAUCUCCUGCUCGCAUUCUUGAUGACAGCGAUGGAUGGGCAGCUGAGAUGAUUCGUCUUUCAGCUUUGGCUAAGAAGGCAGGCAAGAGUAUGGCUAUCCAUACGCAUUUCAAUCAUCCACGUGAAAUGACCUGGGUUUCAAGAAUGGCCCUUCAGAGACUACACGAAAAUAAUGUCACCGUGCGAAAUCAAACUGUCUUACUUAAAGGCGUCAAUGAUGAUGUAGCCACCAUGAGUAACCUCAUCAAAACUGUGGCUGAUAAUAACAUUAUUCCCUACUAUGUUUACCAGGCCGAUAUGGUACAAUAUGUGGAAGAUCUCCGCACGCCACUCUCAACAAUCCUCCAACUCGAACGCCACAUUCGCGGCUCCAUCGGUGGUUUCGUAACACCCAACUUCGUCGUUGAUCUUCCCGGUGGCGGCGGCAAACGUCUCGCCGCUUCAUAUGAUUCCUACGAUCCUAUUACCGGCCGCUCAACAUUCACCGCUCCAGCCGUCACUGGUAAAAACAAAGAGAACCGAGUCUACGAAUACUGGGACCCUUUGCAUUCUCUCCCCAAACCCACUUCUUCAUCCUCCUAG
Messenger RNA from Sclerotinia sclerotiorum 1980 UF-70, 1596 nucleotides. RefSeq lists its product as hypothetical. The record is from RefSeq and is a predicted model, not a curated record. The coding region runs from base 1 to 1596 and encodes 531 amino acids. Gene Ontology annotation, molecular function: iron-sulfur cluster binding; catalytic activity. The transcript has 4 exons. NCBI's taxonomy places the organism in Eukaryota, Fungi, Ascomycota, Leotiomycetes, Helotiales, Sclerotiniaceae.